Molecule: messenger RNA, 2730 nt
Organism: Blepharisma stoltei
Lineage: Eukaryota; Ciliophora; Heterotrichea; Heterotrichida; Blepharismidae
Source: the annotation of a GenBank genome assembly
AUGGAAGAUUUGAAUCUGAAGAAGCCACCAAAGAUCCAAGUUCUGAAUACAGAAGUCCCUGAAAUUUCCCAGCCAGUCUGCAAAAUAAGAAAACUAACGGAUAUAGCUGAAGACCCUCUUGAAGUUAUGGAUGAUGACGAGAUCCCAUAUAUGACAUCAAGAAAAUCAAGACUUCAUAACAAAACACAACUAAUUGGAAAGCACUAUAAUCCCUUAAUUUCUCCUCGAGAUUCUUUAACCCUCCCUCCGAUUGACAAGACUUUAUUGUUCUAUCAGAAGUUUUUAUUAGGUCUGCUAAAGCAUCCUGAGAUAUAUAGACAAUUUAAGGAGCAAGCUAUUAAGCAAGACAUUUUAGCAAAGAUAAACACUCCUAUAAAUACCUGCAGAAUGUCUUUUAAUUUAAAAGAGCCAAAUAGGCUGAAAAAUAUUGAAGUUCACUCUGUUAACGCUUAUAAAAAGUUGCAUGAAAGUGAUAAGAAAAAUAAUGUGCUAGAUAUGAUACUGAAGACUCCUCAAGCGAAGCAGGAUAAUGAUAAAAGUCAAAUCUCUUUGAAAAGCAUAAAGCAUAGCCGAAGAGGGUCAGCAUCAAGGGCAAGCUCCAAUUCACGACGCUCUUCAACCCGGAGAAUAAAAAUAUAUAAGUGCCAAUUGGACAAAACCAGUAAAGAGCUAUAUGAGAUUUUUUUAAAAAUAUCAAAAACACAAGAAAACUCUCAUCGAGACCAAAGAGUUACUAGUGAAGCUUUAAAGGAGUGGCUAUUGAAGCGAUAUCCUCAAGAAAUGGUUGAAGUGAUGGCAAAGGCAAUUGUCAUCGAAGGAAACCAAAAUUUUGAUUCAUGGUCUUCGAUUAUAGAAAAGUUCAUAAAUUCCAAUGACACCAAAAUAUUGAAGUUUUGCUUUGAGCUUUUUGAUUUCAAUAAAGACAAAUAUAUAUGCACUCAUGACGCCUAUUAUGCAAUUUCUUUAGAUUGCAGCAAUCUAUAUGACCAGGAUAUUGUUAGGAUAAGAGAAUCAAUGGUCAGCAAGCAAUCAAAAAAAGGUCACAACCAAAAAAUGCCUAAGACACAUAUAAGAAGGCAUAGUACUGCUUCGAGUGGGGAUGAAGAAGCUAAAAGGGUGCCUUAUAUCCAUCCAACAAAGCCUGAAGCCCUUACGGUUGAAGAUUUUUUAAAAAUAAGCUUCAUUGGAAAGCCUCAGAUUUUCCAAGAUAUCAUUUCUUAUCUGACAGGCUAUAAUAUUAAUUCUUCCUUAUUGAAGCCUGAAUCUUCAUGCCAUACACGAAGACUAAGCCAAGACAUUGUAUAUGAUAUUCGCUGCCAAGAAGAGUUGAAAGAUUCUUAUAAAUCAGACCCAAGAUAUCAAUAUUAUUUAGAUCUAGAUGAGAUGAUGCACAAAUUUGAUCUGGCAGAGAGCGAAAUGGUGCUGGAAAAAUUCGAAAUGCUGAAAUGUCCUUCAUUUCGCAAAGAAAAAAUGAUUUCUUUGAAAUCAACGAUCGAAGUGUGGCCCACAAUUUUUGGCUUUAAAUGCGAUUACGUAUCAAAGCUAUUCUAUGGGAUUCUGGCAGGUAAAAAUCGAACCGAUAUUACGAAAAUGAGCUUUUUAAAAAAAAUCAAUGAAAUUUUCAAGGGAAGUAGUGUAGAUCAAAAUAAAUUUGCUUUUGAUUUGUAUGAUAGAAAUAUGGAUGGGAUACUUACAUGUGAUGAGAUUAAUGAUAUGUAUGAGUCUCUGCCUCAAAACACUCCAAUUUAUGAUGAGUGCCAAAUGUAAGAUAUAUGCAGACUAGUUAAUGAAUUUCUUUCAAGUAUUUUUGGUAAAAGGCAUAAGCCAUUAGACAACAUAGAUUUUGCUCUCUUUUCUGAAUUAAUUCCAAAGUCAUUAUUUAUUGAUGUAAGAUUCACAUAGUUUUAAAAUUUUAUACGGCUAUAAGUGGAGACUUACUAGUAGGGCAACCUUGGCUCCAGGAGGAGCGGACUAGGCUGGGUACAUAGGCCUGAAUGCAAUGCCCUGCAUAAUAAACAAAAAUUUUACGCCUUCUGCUACCGCUGUCUUCACUCUGGGUUUCUAUUUUCUCGCCAGGAAGGUUUUUUGAGGAGGCCUCGAAAAUAGCCACUGCAAAGACGCCAAUGCCAACGUUCCGGUUCGCCCUGAUUUCGCGUUGGUCGACCAAAAAAAGUCAUGCCUUCCACUUCCCUUGAACUAGAAGUCCGCAGCUUUCCUGGCAUCUAUAGGAUAGGAUUUGCGUGAAAACUGAACCUCACAAUCAAAAUAUUGUUAAAUGAGAAGCAAUUAGCUGAGCUAGUUAUGUUUUUGACUGUAUCCCAUAUUUGAUUAUCCACUUAAUCUAGUCAGCUCCCUAGGCUAGAACCACCCUCUGUCAGAAACUUCAUAGUCUCAGUAGAUGAAGACUAUACAAGAGACAAAACCUGUCUAGUCCAUCUGUCAUGAACAAAAAAAACCUUCGGGGGAGAAAACAAAGCAAUCCUCUUCAGCAAGUCCCCAAUUCUAAACCAAGUCGCAAAGGCACUCACUGUCUGGAUAUAGGAUAGCUUCUAUCUGCUCAAUAAGGAAUGCUCCUCGGAGUCUAUUUUUCAUCAAAAAUAGCAUUUAAUGUCUGGGAUUCACAUAGAAUUCAUUGGAGCAUUAAUGACUCCUAAGACUGAGCUUCCACGAAAGUGUAUUUCUUUUCUUGAAAAAAUACCGGAAAAUCCUAACAAAAUUAUAAAUAUAUAG